AAGUGUUCCGGUUAAAGGCGGAAGUAGAGGGUCAAAACUUGUUUUGCUCUCACUUGUCUCAGUAGAUUGUUGACAUAAACAUUGCCAACUUACAACGAAAACUGCAAGGCGUUCGCCUUCGUCCACAGGCUAUCGUUCUUAUCCAUCAUUACACAAUUGCUGAUUGUGAAUGCGGCUUGGCAUGAUUUAUCCUUAAGUCUUCAAAUUAAGAAGCCUGGCCGACCGCAUGUGUCCGAUCUCACUGGGAUCAGUAUUAAAACAUGACAGAGCUUCUGAUUCACUGCGGCCCAUAAAAUGGCUGGACAGUGUGUUGGUAGACACUCAAGAUGCCUGUGGCCCCUCCUGCUUGGAAGAAGGAACAACAAUGUUCUAAGUUUUAAAAUAAAGCCUGUCACUUCCUCACUGUCUACUGCCAAACCGUUGCAUCUUAUUGUACCAUCACGGUCUUCAAGUUGCUUGAUUUCUUUUAAACAUGCUGUUUUGACAAAGCAAAACCCAUUACCAGUUCUUCAUAUAUUGACUAUCAGAAGAUGGAAGAGGACUACUUCGUACUCAAAUUUUGCACACAAACCAAAGAAAAGCUCAAGGCUCACAACUAUUUAUUGCAUCUUCCUGGGAUCGGUUUUUGCCUUCAUGUGGCUUUUCAAUGGAUUGGCUGUGCUUGAUGGACAAGUUUCACUGAAGGAUGCAUUCAGUGUCAAGUCUGCAUCUCUCACUGAUAGUGAGUCAUCUAGUGAGGAGCCUGAGGAAGGAGAUGAGGAAGGAGAGAAAAAGAAAAAGAAAAAAGUUGGUUUCAGGGAUAGAAAGAUCAUCGGCUAUGAAGACAGGAUUCGAGCUUACUCCACACCUGAUAAAAUCUUUCGGUAUUUCGCUACCCUGAAAGUGCUUCAGGGUGGGGACUGGGAGGUGUACAUGACUCCUGAGGACUUCGUCCGUUCUAUCACGCCUGGCGUGAAACAACCUGAGGGUCUUGGACUGGACAGCUUCAGAAAAUUUGAUCCCACAAAGGAUAGCCUUGCUGACCUGCAUGAGAGUAAAGAAAUGAUGGACAUGGUUGAUCCCAACAGCAUCUUCUACAAAAUGGGACAGUCUGGACUCAUUUCCUUCUCCGACUACAUCUUCUUACUCACUGUGUUGUCAACACCUCCUCGCAAUUUCGAGAUCGGUUUUCGCAUGUUUGAUUUCAAUGGUGAUGGAGAGGUUGACCUUGAAGAGUUCAACAAGGUUCAAGAGAUAAUCCGCAAUCAGACAUCAAUCGGUAUGAGGCAUAGAAAUCACUCAAACACAGGAAGUGUUGAUCAUGGCAUGAGCUCGGCUCUCAGCUCUUACUUCUUUGGUAAAGAUGGCUCAAAGAAACUGACUGUGAAGAGCUUCCUGGAGUUCCAAAAACAGCUGCAUAAAGAAAUCAACAGAAUUGAGUUCAAUAGACAUGCUGAAGAUGGCUUGAUGUCUGAGCGUGAUUUUGGCAGUGUCUUGCUCACUUAUGCUGGCCUUCCAGACACUAAGAAGACUCGUAUGUUGAAACGAGUUCGCAGGAAAUACAAGGAAAAUCCAAAGGGCAUUACUUUUGAUGAGUAUUUGUCUGUGUGGAGAUUCCUGCAGAACAUCAAUGAUGUAGACACAGCCCUGAGUUUCUACCACCUUGCUGGCGUUUCUAUUGAUGAAGAAACUUUCAAGCAUGUUGCAAGAACUGUGGCCUUUGUAGAUCUUUCAGAUCAUAUUAUUGAUGUCAUCUUCACUUUGUUUGAUGAAAACAAUGACGGAGAGCUCAGCAACAAGGAGUUUGUUUCUGUGAUGAAAAGAAGAGUUAUGCGGGGGCUUGAAAAACCUAAAGAUACCGGCUUCGUGAAACUCAUCAACGCAAUGGUGAAAUGUGCUACUUCAACGCACAUGUACCAUGACUGAAUUUCUAAAGAUCUCCCUCCAGCAUUUUUCUAUCCAUUUGCACCACUGAGAUGUUACUCUCUGUUAUUUAUUAUCUAACAUUUGUGCUUUCUUAUAAUUUUUAACCUACUUUUCUACUUGCCUCUUGUGGUUUAGAGUGUAUCAUCCCUUAAAUGGCAGACGAUUCAAAUGACUUACGAUUAGUAGUUUUUCAAGGGUUUUUACCUGAACAAAAUCCAUGAUGAUCUAGAAUGUAAAUCCGAAAUUGCCUUCUUUUUCUUCUCUUAGCCUUUCAAGAGCUCAGGGAGUUACUAACUGUAAGAUAUUCUUUUCAGAGUGCCAUUGAUUUUUUUCAGAUUAGUUGAGGUUUAAAUUCGUUCAUUGAAAUAUGCUAUGGACGUUCACAUACAUCUUGUGUCUUUGGAGUCUGGUAUCAGAAUUGUAGAGGUCAAACUGAUGGGUUUAAUGUGUACGGCAGAUUUUUUACCAAUAUAAUACCUUUGUCAUCGAUGUUACAUUCUGAAUACAUUUUCUGACAUCAUGGUGAAAUCAGGGGCUCUUCAAAAGAAUGAAAUCAAAGAAAUGAACAUUUUUCUGCCCUGGGCAAUUUUUACUUUUUUAAAAAGUCAAAUAAACAAGCUUUAAGAUGUACCAGUAACUUCGUACGCUCAAAAAUUGACGAGCACCUGGUUCCACCCUGUCGUGACAUAUGAAGCUGUUAACAUCUGCUACCACUAUCUAUGAUUGAAAAUAGCACCACAUGUUUUGACUUUUUCUGUUUUCAAAUCUUAAUAGUGAACUAUGCUUUGCCUGCUCAAGAUAUACUGAUUUAUGCUUCUUCCCCGCUAUUUUGACACAUGCUUAGAUUGAUCUUGUUAGAAACAGUCUCAAUUUCAUGAAAUGCAAAGAUGUUGUGAAGUCUGGAAAAUGCGUAGUCAAUGACUUAACGAGCUCUCAUCUUACGAUCAGGAGUUCUUUUUCAUGGAUUUCUAUUUGUCUAAUUCUAACCAGUAAACUUUACAUGAAAGAGGUGUUAUCAGUUGUGAGUAAGAGUAUAUUUCAAAAUGAGCUCACUGCUAGGAUGUAGUUGCUGUUUUUAGAAGCCAUGAGUGACUAUGCUGACCAUACUUUGAAAGGUAUCACUAUUUUAAUUUUACUAUUUUCAAACACCAUUAAUGACUUUUAUUAAGCUAAUCAUUGAGAAGCUACGUCAUAAGAAGUGUCAAGGAAAUUUCCGACUGAUAGUAUAAGUGUGUCGAGGAUCGGGACAAAAGUCACCCUCAGAAACUAUCUGUUUCUGGGAACUUUCGGUUUUGUCAUUUGCUCUCGAUCUGAACACAUUUUCUGCUAAAAAGUGACAUUCCUAAAAGAAAUAAACUAAGAGCUUGUGAUUGAUUGCUAUGUCUUUUCGGGCUGCAUUUAUUUGAAAUUCAAAUUUGAAAAGGUUUGUGGUCAAAAUUUGCAGCCAGACUUGGGGGGGGGGGGGGGGGGGGCUUUGUGUUCGUGUCAAUGGUAAAAUGUCAGUCAUAUAUUGUUCUAAAUGUGCAUCGUCUCCCAAUUUUAGAGGUAUUCUUUUCUUUUCAUGUUAGCUCAGAGGCUCUACUUUUUAACCCUAUUCGUAUGAAGAGGGAAUUUACCCGUUAAUCCGAUCCGUACACUUUGCAUAGCAAUGUGUCAAAAUGAUUUUUUGAGAAAUACUGAAAAUUUCAAAGAGGUCUUCGUACUAGAAGUAUUCUAAAAUAUGAAAAAUACAACCCCGGGGGUACGAAAUGACCACAGGGAGUACGGAUAUGAUUAAUGUUUCAUUUUACUAUGAAUACAGUUGUCUCUGCCUUAAUGCAGGGUGCGCGGGAGGGCUCCAAAGAAUGUUAACUUGGAGUGUGUGUUUAUAUAUAUAAAUCUUAGCGGGCGGAGGGACGCAACUGUCUUAAUUCAUUGGUAUUUUAGUGAUUACUGUUACCUGGGAGGGGGAGGGGUGGGGCAUGGUGUGUGGAGCUCAUGGUUAUGUCUACAAAGGCAAUGAAUGAGUAGUGGAAAAAAAGCAGAAAGACCAACUCAUUGUACUGAUACACACUAAUAUGUCGGGAAUAGAUCAGAGGAAACUGUUGGGUUGGUGAUAGUCAAAGGGGAGCGUUCAACCAUGUGGCUUCAUUCCAAACAACAACUAUCGACUUCCUGUAAUAUGUUGCAAGUAGGUAAAAAUCAUAGGUGGAACUAGACAUUCUCAGAGACUUUUCGCUAGUGAUUCUUUGAACUAGUAUGUUCUUUGAGCUCAGCUGAUCAUUUGACUAAAUCAUUAAUAAUAUGGGCCUAUCUAGUGUUCUGCAGCAUUGUUGUGCAUCCAUAGGCUUAUUAAACAAUACAGUCACCAAAACACCAGUAAGAAAUCUCUCAAAGACGUAUUUCAAAUGACCAAUUAAAAGACAUUUCAACACACACACCAAGUACAUCGCUCACCCACUCCUAUACGUAGGAUGUGAACCCACUUUCAUUGUGUUGCGCAAUGAACAGCUUUGCAAAAUAUCCGGUUGUCUAGACUUGUCUUUGCUGUCGUGAGGCAUGCUGUCUUGGUUGUAAAAAUUUCCCUGUGUCAAGUUUUACUUGUCUGUGUGUUUUGCAGAUCAAAGCAUGUGUCAAUUUCAAGGAAGUCAGCGUGUGUUUGUUCAUUAUUAUUUAUUAUGAAUAAUGAUAAAACCUGUCAUAUGACAAAGGCAUAUAUGUUUGAGCGGAAGGUGCCUUUGUAUAGCGUGCAUUUAGGCAGAGACUACUGUAUCAUUAAUAAGCUGUUUUCAUCUUUGAUCUUUUGAAUUCAUGAAAUUUUUUUGGUGUCCCACCUCCUGAAUAGCCUAAAUUGGGUUAUUAAAAUUUGCUAUCCACCAUUUUAUUGAACUGCAAUUCAAGUUGAUAUUAAAACAGCAAGUACUAAGUAUGGUUAGAUUAAAACGAAUGCUGCUGCAAGUGGCCACGUUGAAGCUGAAAUAUGUUUUGUGAUGGGUAUGAUAUAAUGGAGCGGUAGUUGAAUGUUUCUGUAAUUUUACUUAGUAACUUGCUGUCCAGUUGAUUAUUUAUAGAAUAUUUCCCAGUUUUUUCACUCUAUAACUAUAACAAUACAUUAUUGAUUUAUCUAAAACUAAAA
Aplysia californica (California sea hare) is the source of this 5020-nucleotide messenger RNA. Its product is annotated as calcium uptake protein 1, mitochondrial. The coding region runs from base 295 to 1905 and encodes 536 amino acids. The transcript is spliced from 14 exons. Gene Ontology annotation, biological process: calcium import into the mitochondrion; mitochondrial calcium ion homeostasis. Gene Ontology annotation, molecular function: calcium ion binding. Gene Ontology annotation, cellular component: uniplex complex. Lineage: Eukaryota; Metazoa; Mollusca; Gastropoda; Aplysiida; Aplysiidae. The record is from RefSeq and is a predicted model, not a curated record.